CGAAACUGCCAAAUAUGAAUGCUGCUCCAACAUCUGAACAAACCAGGUAUUGGGACGAUCAGCGACUUCUUCCAUAAGUCUGGAAUUAUCCCACAGUUCAGUGACGGCUGGAACAGCUUCUGGAACAGUAAUGCGAGCUGGUCUGCGCAUGCCUGAAGUGCCUUGCUGCUGAUGCCGUCUGGACCAUAUGAUUUUCGUGGGUUGACACGUUGAAAGUAUUGCUUGACGUCAUUCACAGAGAACUGUAUAUCAACAGCUGGUAUGCUGUCUAUACUGUCCAAUGCCACUUUCUGCUGUGAUGUAAAACCACACAUCAAACCUACAAUAGAAACUGUUCAAAUCAUUUGCAAGGUCAUUUUCGACGGUCAUACAAUGUCUCUUUGGUUUGUAGCCAUUUUACUUUACUGCCACCUGAUUUAAACACUUGUUUUUGCUGGUUGAGGAGCUCUUUUAAUUCCCGAGUUACCCACAGUUUAUUAUUGGGGAAGAUGUUGACUUUCUUUGUUGACCUUCAUAUGUCCUGCGCUUUGCACACAUAAUCACUGACAACCAAACAUGCACAAACAUACAAGCCAUCUGACUCAUAGUCUUAGGCAGUGGAUAUAAUUACUGAAGAGUCAGUCAUCUCAGAGGGGAGAGACAAAGGAGCAGUUAGCCUAGUUCGGAGCUUGGUAGUUGCAGGCGCUUUAGCAGGGAGAUAAAUGUCAAGCAAAACAUAUGUUUUUUUUUUACAGAAACUCAAAUUCUUUCCUCCUCUCUACCCCUCACAUACAGUGAACAUCAUGGGUAGUUGAGAAACACACCCUGGACAUAUAUUUUGUGAGGAGGACAGAAGACUAGGCUAUAUUCCAGACCAGACCCCUCAGCCGCAGUCCAGAAUCUUCUGCAGCCAUGGCUGAGGAGGACUAUGGCUGCUUUGUGGACUGGACCCAAAUGGGGGACUUGGCCAAGAGCAGUGGCACCUCCAAAUUGGACAUCAAGGACCCUGUGGAGCUCAAAAAGCUGGCCAGGCAGGGCCACUGGGCCAAGAACCACAAGCUCCGUGCCCAGGUCUACCAGCAACUCAUUAAGGCCAUCCCCUGUCGCACCGUGACCCCCGACGCCGAGGUCUACCGCGACCUCAUGGGCGACGACACAGGUAAAAAAGCCUUGUCCGCCAUCCCACUGCCAGACUUUGUGGACGGUAGCGCUGUGCCGCACUACUGCCUCAAGGCAGACGCAGUGACCGCCGUCCACCGGGUCAUCUCCUGUCUGGCGGGACAGUUCCCGGACAUCUCGCACUGCCCGGCGCUUCCCGCGUUGACAGCCCUCCUGCUGCACUUCAGUGCCGACGAGGCACAGUGCUUUGAGCACGUCAGCCAUCUGUUGGCCUGCAAUGAGCCGGGCCGACGCUUUGUGGACCAGACCUUCCUGGCCUAUGAGUCCAGCUGCAUGACCUUUGGCGACCUGGCCAACAAGUACUGCCCGGCGGCCCACAAGAUCAUAGUGGCUACAGCGCAGGACGUGGUGGAGGUGUACUCGGACUGGCAGCGCUGGGUGCUAGGCGACCUGCCCUUCAGCCAUGUGGCUAGGGUCCUAGACGUCUUCCUGGUGGAAGGAUACAAGGUGUUGUACCGCGUGGCCCUGGCCCUGCUGAAGUUCUACCGCAAGCAGAAGGCCGGGGCUGGAACUCAGCAAUCAGAGGGCCAGAAACAGGACUCUGCAGGGGUCAAGGCAGAGAUCCAGGCUUUCGUCAAAGCCAUCAGCUCCUGCAUCACCCCGGACAAGCUGCUGGAGAAGGCCUUCUCUAUCCGCUUGUUCAGUCGCAAAGAGAUCACCCUCCUGCAGCUCACCAACGAGAAAUCGCUGCAGCAGAAGGGCAUCACCGUCAAACAGAAGAGGCGGAAUGUGCAGCUGGCGCUGAAUCCGGACACCUUCUCCUCGGAGGUAGUCAGCGCCAAGGAGAUGAAGGACAUCUGGUCGUGGAUCCCCGAGCGCUUCGCCCUAUGCGAACCGCAGCUCCUUUUCACCACCUCAACCCACGGCUGCAGCCUCAACAGGUUCUACGCUCAUGUCGAAGGCUAUGAGCCCACUCUGCUACUCAUCCGGACCUGCCAAUCUGACGUAUGUGGAGCCUUCCUCUCUACAGAUUGGGAGGAGCGCAAGCGAGGCGGGAACAAACUCAGCUUCUUUGGGACCGGAGAAUGUUUUGUCUUCAGGCUGAAGCCGGAGAUGGAGAGGUAUGAGUGGGUGGUGAUCUGCCACCCGGAGCUGGCCUCCACCAUCAAGGCCCAGAGCAGUGAGGACCCUGCCAAGGACGAGGCGCCCCCCGACAGGCAGAACUCGGACGGCAACAGCCUUCCUGUGGAGAGGCCGGCCGCUGACCCAUCUGAUCGCCUGUCGCCCUUCCUCUCGGCCCGACACUUCCAUCUCAACUCCAGGAAUACCUCCAUGUUCAUGGCGGGCAACUUUGACUCUAUCAUUGUGGGGGGAGGCGAGGGAAACGCGCUGUACAUCGACGGUGAGCUAAACCACGGACACACAGCCCGGUGCACCACUUUUGACAACCCACCGCUCUGCUCCACCGAGAGCUUCCAGGUGGCCCUGCUGGAGGUGUGGGGCUUCAAGGACACAAUGGCCUCUGAUAGAUAGACAGACAGACAGACAGACACACACACACACACACACACAGUUCGAGAUAUACACACACACACAACCCACCAAGGGCCUGAUGAAGGUACCAGUCAUAUCAGAACAAACCCCUUUCCGUCCAGCAAAUUCAUUUAUCCAUUGAAUUCUAUACAUAAAUGUGAAAUAUUUGUAUUUAUUCAUGUUGAACAAGUAUCAUAUUUUAUUUGUGAUUCGUUUUUACAGAUUUUUAAUUACAUUGUAUUACUCUUUUUGUUGACUCUCAUUCGGAGGGGUUUGAUGGCGAAAAGCAGCUCUGUUGUGAAAAAGGCCUUGUCUGGAAUUAUCAAAUGCCAUGAUUUUACACACUCAAGUAACUUCAUUUCUGUAUUCACUUUAUAUCUACUCAUUAAUUUGUGCAAUCUGGUUACGCACCAAACCAGCCGCCAAAAUCGUAGUAAGUAGGCCUAUAAGUCUUUGAACAUAUGCAGUCUACCCAGCUGUCAGAAAACUGGGGUCAAUGAAAAUAAAUUGUACAACGUGAAGUGUGGCUGUUGUGCGGCCAUAUUCACACCAGAUGUACUCUUAGCUCUGCGCACAGCAGUAAAUUAGAGAGGCCCCUUUGUAAAGUAUGUGAAUAUUGUUCUUUGAAUGUGUUUUAUUGAUGGUGUGAAAGUGUUAUCAGGUGAGAUGAAGACCAUAUCCACGUCCCUCAUUAUUUAGGUUCACAAUCUCUGUAAUGCAGUAUUCAUCCGUCUCUCUCUCUUUCUCUAUCCGUCCCUCAAACAAUAUCAUCCAAAAAAUAGCAGAAUAUGUACGUUCUAGUGCAGAGACUCAAUUGUAUAUCAUUGAAUAUCUGUGUUGUAUUGAAGAAAGUCCUCCAGUGAAGGAUCGAUUGAAAAAUGACAGAUGUAUCGUACAUGUGAAAGUAAUACACUUUUAAACAAGUGA
Molecule: messenger RNA, 3558 nt
Organism: Coregonus clupeaformis (lake whitefish)
Lineage: Eukaryota; Metazoa; Chordata; Actinopteri; Salmoniformes; Salmonidae
Product: TBC1 domain family member 24-like
Exons: 7
Coding region: 892-2631 (579 amino acids)
Source: RefSeq, a predicted model, not a curated record